Molecule: messenger RNA, 999 nt
Organism: Oxyura jamaicensis (ruddy duck)
Lineage: Eukaryota; Metazoa; Chordata; Aves; Anseriformes; Anatidae
Gene: NMS
Product: neuromedin S
Exons: 5
Coding region: 4-450 (148 amino acids)
Source: RefSeq, a predicted model, not a curated record
GCCAUGUCCCCGCCGCCGUCCCCGUCCCCGCCGCCCGCCCUGCCCUGGCUGCUCGCCGCCUGCUGCCUCUGCGCCCUGCCGCGGGGCUCAGGGUUUCCCCAGCCUUUCUCCCGCUACAGGGACGGCGCGGAGCUGCCCAAAAGUCAGCAACUGGCGCUGUGCUUCAGUCAGUGGAUGGAGCUGUCUCACCAACCCCAGAUCUCCAGCACUGUUUUGGAUCUUUGUUACUCCAUAUUCAACAGCAUGCAUACGAAUGAGGUAAGGUGUAGGUGGACUAAAGCUAAACGAGAUACGGAAGAACUAAACAAAAAUGCUAGUUGUUACCCGGCUGUUCAAAUCUCUUACAACAUGAAGCUUUAUUUUCUCAGCCCAAAGGGACUCUGGAGAAGACACUGCAAACAUGAGCUUAUAUGUGGUGCAGCAAAUGAAACUGUUAUGAAAUCCUACUGAUUUCACCUGGACCUGAACUUUCUUCACAUUCCUGUAUUCAUGUGGUUUUAUUUAAAUUUUGAUUCAGAGUUAUAGAUUAAGCAGAGAAGGCAAAUGGUGUUUCAGGAGAAGGAAUGAUGCUUCAGUGUCAUGAAAGGCAAAGUCAAUGGCAAUGUUGGCAUAAUGGGACUGAGCUCCAUUUGGGGAACUUAAAAUCUCUUGGGACAACUAACAGACUGCUCAUUUUAUGCAUCUAAUCUUCAGGUAUAUCUUGUAGAUGGCACUUUCAAAGGUAUCAAUAGGAACUAAAUAUCUAAGCCCAGCUACAUAAGAAUAAUCUCCAUUAAUCCCUUCGUAAAAUCAAGCCAAUGCACUGUUUAGAAGCUCAUUUGUUGCCAUGUUUCUUCCAUAGCAUAAAAUCAUAAAUUUAGGAUAUUUGAAAGCGAGUCUAACUCAUGAGUUGGUGUCUCUUUACUUGAUAUAUAUCAUCUGAGAACAAACAAUCAUUGUAGUCUCCCUCUUUGCAUCCUUUAAAGCAUCCUGAUUGAGCAUGUACUUUUCUUCUUUGUU